CUUUUUUUUCUUUUCUUAUUUCAGCGUCGAAACCGAACACAAAAGCAACACACCCCUUCUCUCACGCACCCACGCACCCACUACACAACGCAAAAGCGGCGAAUGUCGGAAGGUCAUGAAGUUUGGCAAACAGUUAGAGAACGAAGCGGAAGAUAUUCCUUCGGAAUGGCGGCCGUAUCUGAUCCGAUAUAAGGCGCUUAAAAAGUUGAUCGCCAAGGUUGCCUUGGAGAUCGAACGACGUGGUUUAUCUGCAACGUUCUUGCGCGAAUGCUUGAAGAACAACAACCUUCAAGACGACAGUGGCCCCAAGAUUCGGUACUAUUUUGCAGGCGAACCGCCUAAUGUGCACCCGUGCAUUCAGUUCAUUUAUGAUCCCGGUCAAUCCCGAAUCGAUGAAUUGCUGAAUCGCGUAGUCGCCAGUAAUUCGACGCAGGACUCCAUUGUAUCCGACACGAAGCCGAAGUUGCAUUAUAGGCGUACAGAAAACGAUACCGACUUUUUUACCCUGAUCCGAAAUGCUGAUACGGCUCCUGUUGCCUCCUUCACAGCCGACAGAGGGCAUCCCACUAGCGAUGCCGAAAGCGUCCAGUCAGACGAUUCCGAUUCCUCCUCCAUCGAACAGCGACGGCGAAGCGAUGCAGCACUUCUCUUUCGUGAAUUGAUGGACAGCACUUUACCGAAGGAUCGGAUUACAGAAUUGACAACCGACGGCGAGCUUGAAAUCGUAUCAUCACCACCGGAUCAAGAAAAGAAAGGAGAGAACGAUAGCAACGAUCGCGAUGAAAACGACUACUCUUCUUUGACACCAAAGAAGGCAAUGCGCAGUUUAGUCAUUGAGCUCGAGCGCGACGAUGAAUUUUUCACUGCGCUGAUGAAGGAAUUGGAUCAAGCAGCACUUCUCCAAGAUAUAAACAGUCAACAGUUCGAGCAUGACGUGAAUGAACUUGAGCGAAGGAUGGCAAAAACUGCGUCUCCAAGUCACAUAUCGGAUAUGUACGCAUGGCGUGCAAUCUUCAAUCUCUAUAUGGACGCACAGGUUUUCAGAGGCAAAGUAGAGAAAGAUCGAAGCAUACGAUCUGUACAGAAAUCCAAAGAUCAAAUGGAAUGGUUCACAGAGCAGUUGAAAACGCAAAAUAUCUUGUCACAACUCAAGAGCAAGGCAUCCAAGGAUACAUUUGAGCAGUUUAUCGCGCUAAAUACCGAAUUGAUCACCAUGAAGCAUUAUCAAUUACUAAAUCAGACCGCUGUUACCAAGAUUUUGAAGAAGCAUGACAAACGAAGUGGUCUUACUGCUAGCUCAAGUUUUCCGAUGGUCAUUCAAAAUAGUCAUUUUUUCAACGUCAAGUUGGCAGAUAUCCUUUGCGCCUCGCUUUUGAACAGGCUGAUAACCAUUAUACCACAACCGGAUGAUUAUUUAUGCCCGGUCUGCAUGAUGGUUGCAUGGAGGCCAAUUCGACUCGUGUGUGGGCAUGUAUUCUGCGUUCGCUGCUUGCUUAAAGCGCAGCGCAAGAAAAUGGCAAACUGCCCGCUGUGUCGGCACAAGAAUGCCGUUUUUGUUGCAAGCUCGAACAAUCUGGACAUGCCGAUGCAGAACUUUUUGAAGCAAUACUUCCCUAGAGAAAUCAAACAAAAGAAGCGAGACGCAGAACGUGAACAAGCCAUGGAGGAUGUACAAGUCAUGACUGGUCGCAAAUAUACCGAAGAACAAUUGAUGCGAAUGAGUCAACACGACCAGCAGUGUCAUAUUAUGUAAAUAGCAUUGAAAGCAAUAACUUUUUGUAAUUCCUAGAUCGAAUAACCCUUCCCUUUUUUUCAAUUUUAUCCUAUCCAUUUGUUUUUUGUAUCCCUGUAACAUUAUCCUUUCUCCGUAUUAACCUAUUGUACAAGUAUUCUAUUAUAAUCACUCAGUAAAAGUAUCAUUCAUUGCAUGUUGUACUACAUUAUCAAUGCUAUUUGCCCCAAGAAAAGCUAGAUGAUCAGCUGUAACAUAGUUUUGAACGGUACAUGAUUUAAUUUCGAAAGAGACUCUGUCGUCAAAAUCCAAGGAUGAGUAGUCCACGUAAGAUACAAC
This is a messenger RNA of Zychaea mexicana, 2071 nucleotides long. Its product is annotated as SPX domain-containing protein. Lineage: Eukaryota; Fungi; Mucoromycota; Mucoromycetes; Mucorales; Lichtheimiaceae. The transcript is spliced from 5 exons. Bases 116 to 1753 code for a protein of 545 amino acids. The record is from RefSeq and is a predicted model, not a curated record.